AUGGCUACACUUCAAUCGGAAUAUUGGAUUCUACACUUGAAAUCUACAGUCAAACACUGUAUCCACAAAUGUUUUAAAUGCUACAGAUUCAAUGCAACAGAGAUGCAGCAGAAAAUGGUCAACUUGCCAACGUUGCGAGUGAGUCAAGCGUGCCCAUUUCAAACAUCGGGAGUUGCUUAUGCUGGUCCUGUUCAACUCAAAGCUUGGAAAGGGCGAUGUAGCAAAAUUACAAAAGCGUAUAUCGCGAUUUUUGUAUGUUUUUGCACAAAAGCAGUUCAUCUUGAGCUUGUUAGCGAUUACACCACAUCCGCAUUUAUCGCAGCUUUUAGACGUUUCACUGCUCGCCGUGGAAUAUGUUCAAAUUUGUACAGCGAUUGUGGUACGAAUUUCAAAGGGGCUGCAAAUAUCAUGGAUGCAAAGAGAAACUUCAUGCCAAAGCAGUGGACAAAAGACAUCGCAAAAAUUCUUCAAGAGAACGGUACACAAUGGCAUUUCAACCCACCUGCUGCUCCACAUUUUGGUGGUUUUUGGGAGGCAGGUGUGAAGUCCAUGAAGUACCACUUAAAGCGCGUUAUCGGGCACUACACCCUUACCUUUGAGGAAUACGCCACCAUACUCACUCAAGUGGAAGCUUGCUUAAAUUCCCGCCCACUUUGUCCUGUAAAUGAAGAUCCUGAUGAUCUCUCAAUCUUGACACCAGGACACUUUUUGAUUGGGUCAGCACUUAACACAGCACCAGAAAAGGAUUUCACACAACUUAAAGAAUCUCAUUUAGAUAGAUGGCAACUUAUGCAAAAAAUCCACCAAGAUGUUUGGAAAAAGUGGAAAUCUGAAUAUUUGGUUCGAUUACAAAAGCGUCCAAAGUGGCUAACGCCAAAUAAUGAUCUCAAAGUGGGUCAUCUCGUACUUUUGCCUGAAGAACAAACACCGGCUCGGAAAAAUUACGGACAUGCACCCUGGAACGGAUGGAAAAGUUCGUGUCGUCACAAUAAAAACUGCAACCGCUUCAUUAAAGCGCCCUAUAGCUUAACUUUGUUUCCUGCCGAUGGUAAAUGA
Molecule: messenger RNA, 1056 nt
Organism: Eupeodes corollae
Lineage: Eukaryota; Metazoa; Arthropoda; Insecta; Diptera; Syrphidae
Exons: 1
Coding region: 1-1056 (351 amino acids)
Biological process (GO): DNA integration
Molecular function (GO): nucleic acid binding
Source: RefSeq, a predicted model, not a curated record